Megachile rotundata (alfalfa leafcutting bee) is the source of this 1044-nucleotide messenger RNA. It is a transcript of the gene wupA, whose product is annotated as troponin wings up A. Gene Ontology annotation, biological process: muscle contraction. The record is from RefSeq and is a predicted model, not a curated record. Gene Ontology annotation, cellular component: troponin complex. NCBI's taxonomy places the organism in Eukaryota, Metazoa, Arthropoda, Insecta, Hymenoptera, Megachilidae.
AUGACUAGUAUUACUAUCCUGGAUGAACCUGCACCACCACCUCCAGAACCAGCAGCAGCCCCAGCUCCAACCCCAUCGCCACAACCGGAGCCAGCGCCAGCACCAGCACCAGAACCCGCACCACCAGCUCCAACACCAUCGCCAGAACCAACGGCAGCAGCACCCCCUGCUGAAGGAGCUCCUCCAGCAGAGGGUGCACCUGCACCUCCAGCCGAGGGCGCCGCACCCCCAGCCGGCGCACCUGCACCAGCGGAAGGAGCUCCAGCAGCACCUCCAGCGGAAGGAGCUGCACCAGCCCCAGCAGAAGGAGCUGCCCCAGCCCCAGCCCCAGCCGAAGCAGCGCCCCCAGCAGAGGCUGCACCCGCACCCGCGCCCGCUGACGCACCGCCAUCGUAACUUCGUCGAAGUUGGAACGGACGAAGGGUCACCUCGCCAUAUGAUUUCCACUCGUUAACGUCUGAAUUUGCAUAAAAUCGUACACGGAUAAUCAUAGAGUACGGAUACACACGCGUCGAGCCGUACGAUUCUCGGCUUGAUGGUUCAUACGUUGCUUGUCAUCGUCUUCAUUCAUCGUCAUCAUCAUCGUCGUCAUCGUAAUCAUUGUUUCUCGUCAUGUUAUGCGUCAUGCUGUACCUCGAGGAACGAAGGCAAAAAACAGCGGCGCGAUAAAGAAAUCCGGAAAGAAAAGAAAGAUAGAAAUGAACGUUUGUGCGAUUACGUGUUUUGCCUCGUUCCUCCAUUGUCGUUCAAAGUAAAUCGAGAAUCAUCACGGGGUGCCUGACCAGUUUCGCUCGUUUUACCUAAUUAUAGGAAAAACUAAUAAUAGGCCAGUGUUGAAAGAUAAAAAAAAAGGAAUAAAUGCAAAAGGGCCUUGAUCGUGAUAAAAAGCGUUCGUCUCAUUACUUCACUUUUUCUAUCGACCGAAAUCGAACGAUCUGAAUCGACAUGAAAUUAUUCUUUUUAUUGUAAAUAAUUCACGACGCGUUUUAUCGAAAUGCAGAUAUCAUGAACACAAUUGGAUUUCGUAAUAAAAGACAACUUUUC